AUGGUAUACAUAUGUAUUGUUAAAGAUUGCCUUAACUCUAUUAGAGAUAUUAUAAAUUGGAAGAAUUUAUUCUGUGAAGAACAUGGGUGUCUUAGAAAAUCUGAUUUAUGUUACUGUAAUCCACCUUUCAGGCUGUUUCCAUUCCCUAUCACAUUAAAAUGCUCAAUUAAAAGGAACACUUGGAUAAAAUUAAUUAACAGAAAAACAAAAGAAAGAAAAUACUGGGAACCAUCAAAAGACAGUCGUGUUUGCUCCAACUAUUUUGUUGACAAAGAAGCAAGCAUAGAAUUUCCUAACCCAACUUUAAAUCUUGGAUAUAAUGCAACUGAAAAAUCUGAGAUGCUUUUAUCUACAGAAAUGUUUUAUAAACUUCAUGAAAAAAUUUCACCUCUAAUAAAGAGACAUUAUCGUCAAAAAGAUGAGAGCAAAGAAAGGCGUAAUUUUCAAUCAACACCAGAAAAAAUAGGACCACUAAGAAAAUUGGUUUCACAAGAUGAAAUGCUUAUAUGUUUAAUGAAACUCCGACUGGGGUUACUAACAACAGACUUAUCAGACCGCUUUGGUAUUUCAGAAGGUUUAUGCAGCAGUAUUUUCAAAUCUUGGUUAAGGGCCUUAGCAGAGUAUUUAAAAAGUUUUGUUUAUGCACCAGACCUUGGAACAAUAAUUGCAACAACACCUGAAAGAUUUCAUCAGUUUAAAAACUUAUUUGCUAUUAUUGAUUGUUCAGAAAUAUUCAUAGAGACACCAAAAGACUCAGAACUUCAGAGUGCAACUUGGUCUGAAUAUAAGCAUCAUAACACCUUAAAGUUUCUUAUUGGUGUUGCACCAAAUUCAAGUAUUAUAUUUGUGUCAAAAGCAUUUACAGGACGAAUUAGUGACAAAAAGAUAACCUUUGACUCUAAGUUUCUUGAGCUGGUUCCAAGUUAUUCAUUGAUGGCUGAUAAAGGUUUUAACCUUAUUGAAGAAUGUGUUGCAAGAAAAAUUUAUUUUAUUACUCCAUCUGGUCGUAGAGGCACCUCACAGAUGAUACCAAGUGGUGUAAGCAAAACUAGUGCUAUUGCUAAAGUUAGAAUAUUAGUUGAACAGGUUAUAAGAAGAUUAAAAACCUUUCGAAUUAUAUCACAGGAAGUGCCAAUUAGUUUAAUGCCAUGUAUUGAUGAUAUUCUAGUAGUUUGCUCUGCAUUGUGCAAUUUUAAAGAACCUAUCAUGACAGAUUAA
Messenger RNA from Hydra vulgaris (swiftwater hydra), 1218 nucleotides. RefSeq lists its product as uncharacterized. The record is from RefSeq and is a predicted model, not a curated record. NCBI's taxonomy places the organism in Eukaryota, Metazoa, Cnidaria, Hydrozoa, Anthoathecata, Hydridae.